This is a messenger RNA of Pungitius pungitius (ninespine stickleback), 4132 nucleotides long. RefSeq names its product RAS guanyl-releasing protein 1-like. The record is from RefSeq and is a predicted model, not a curated record. The transcript has 16 exons. Gene Ontology annotation, molecular function: guanyl-nucleotide exchange factor activity; calcium ion binding. Bases 412 to 2934 code for a protein of 840 amino acids. Gene Ontology annotation, cellular component: plasma membrane. Gene Ontology annotation, biological process: positive regulation of GTPase activity; Ras protein signal transduction. NCBI's taxonomy places the organism in Eukaryota, Metazoa, Chordata, Actinopteri, Perciformes, Gasterosteidae.
GGAUCACACCCCGGACACUCCCCCGAACGCACUCAUGUCCCCACAGAGACGUGGACUAGAUAUGGGGUGUUUUUUUUAAUGGAUGUGAGUGUAACUUGGACGGCAUAAACCCGGAGAAAUUAAAUCCAUAAGCGUGGAGACAGGAAGCCUGUUUCUUUAUUUUUUAUUUUUUUUUAUUUAAGCUGCAUUUAAAACGAAAUCUAAAUUAAAGUUGUUAAAAUAAAGAAGAACCGCGCACGCCGGAGCCCACUGCGUGAGUGACAGCUCCGGGACACCACGGCCGCCCACUCACAGGCGGGCUGGGUGACUUCAUCGUGUCGCGUGCAUCGACGAGUCGGCACAACGCUGCCGAGAGCGCGCGGAGGCGCGCCGAGCCGAGCCGAGCCGAGCCGAGCUGAGCUGAGCGAUGCCAUGCUCCCAUCGAGGAGGACACAGAUGGACAGCCUAGUUCAGCCGCUCGUCGCCCAGUACCUCGCCAUGGGCUGUCAAUCAGGAGAGAAAAAGACAAACGAAAGUACAACACACGACGAGAAGGGCAAGGACGAUGCGAGAGCGUCUCCAGGAUGCAGCUCCAGGUCUAGAGUUUCUCCUCCGGGCCGACCCCACAGGUUCCACAGGCCCGUCCCGGCCCCGAGCGCCACGGCGAAGGCCAUGACGUCCCUGGGUCCCCUCACCAAAGGGGGGAGCUGGGAGGACCUCAUCCGGGCCUGUCUGCAGUGCUUUGACUCGGACGGCGCCGUGUGCGGGAGCGGCCACCUGUUGAACGUCACCCUGACCAUGCACCGCAUCCACAUCUCCUCCUGCGAGCUGCUGGGCAAGCUCACCGCUCGAUUCCAACAAGCGCUGGACAAUGAGCAGCCAACUGAGUGCCAGAGGAUAUGCUACCUCAUCAGGCACUGGAUCCAGGAAUUUUGGAUGAUGUUCCGGUUGCACCACAGCUUGUCAGACAGCCUGGACCAGUUUCGCGAGCUGAUCCGGGAGCAGGGACAGGAGCAUCUUUGCUCCCUCCUCGAGACCAAGUGGAUAAGCGAACGCGACUGGUCGUGGAAGGCCAGCCAGAAGAUUAAAGCCAACAGCAGCAAGAAAAGGAAGGUCUCUCUGCUUUUCGACCACCUUGAGCCCAUCGAGCUGGCCGAGCAUCUCACCUUCCUGGAAUUCAAGUCCUUCUGCCGGAUCUCGUUUGUAGACUAUCAGAAUUACAUUAGGAGCUGCUGCAUGAAGGACAUCCCCGUGAUGGAGCGCUCCAUCGCCCUGUGCAACGGAAUCUCCCAGUGGGUCCAGCUGAUGGUGCUGAGCAGGCCCACGGCUCAGCUGAGAGCUGAGGUCUUCACCAAGUUCAUCCACGUCGCAAAGAAUCUCCAUCUCAUGCACAAUUACAACACACUAAUGGCGGUGGUGGGAGGGCUUUGUCACAGCUCCAUCUCCAGACUGAAGGACACCACCUCGCACGUCCCCAGCGAGGUCACCAAGGUACUGAACGAGAUGACGGACCUGCUGUCGUCCUGCCGGAACUAUGACAACUAUAGACAGGCCUACGGCAGGUGCACGGGCUUCAAAAUCCCCAUCCUGGGCGUUCACCUCAAAGAUCUGAUUUCGGUCAACGAGGCCAUGUCGGACUACGUGGAGGACGGCAAGGUGAACGUCCAGAAGCUCCAGGCGCUGUACAGCCACAUCAAUGAGCUGAUCCAGCUCCAGCUGGUGCCUCCGCGGCUGGACGCCAACAAGGACCUGGUCCACCUGCUGACGCUGUCCUUGGACCUUUACUACACCGAGGACGAGAUCUACGAACUGUCUUACACCAGAGAACCCAAGAACUGUAAAGCCCUUCCAGCCACCCCCUCCAGACCCUCAGUGGUGGUGGACUGGGCCCGAGGAGCGGCCCCCAAACCGGACCCCCGAACCAUCAGCAAACAUGUGCAGAGGAUGGUGGAUUCGGUGUUUAAGAACUACGACCACGACGAGAACGGCUUCAUCUCUCAGGAGGAGUUUGAGAAAAUCGCCGCUAGCUUCCCGUUCUCCUUCUGUGUCAUGGACAAAGAGAAGGAGGGCCUGAUCAGCAGAGCGGAGAUCACGGCUUACUUCAUGCGGGCGAGCGUCAUCUGCUCCAAACUGGGCCUCGGCUUCGUCCACAACUUCCAGGAGACGACUUACAUGAAACCGACUUUCUGCGACAACUGCUCCGGCUUCGUAAGUCCCCGAAAAACUCUUCGGCCAUCUUUCCGCUAUGGGAUUGUGUUUUUUAGCCUUGCUUGUGUCACAGUGAUGUUAAGUCUUCUUAUUGUUCCCUCACAGUUGUGGGGCGUCAUCAAGCAAGGCUACAAAUGCAAAGACUGCGGGAUGAACUGCCACAAGCUGUGCAAGGAGCAGGUGGCGUUCGAGUGCAAGAAGAACGCCAAGGUGACCAUCGACAGCCCGACGCCCGGCUCCGCCCCGGCGACCGCGGGCGCCCCGGAGGGUUCAGAAGAAUGUCCUUUCCCGUACCCGCCGGACGGCGGCGGGGACGCCAGCCCCGAGUCCCCCGCCCCCUCCCGCCCGAGGCCUCGCCAGGUCCACAGCGCCACCCAGACGGAGGGACCCCACCCGUCCCCCGCCGGCGACCGCCGCCGGCCCCCUCUGCUGGUCCCGGCCACGGCCCCCCCCGCCCCGUGCCCCAGCCCGGUGCCCCAGAGGAAGCAGCGACACUGCGCCAAGUGGGAAAACCGAGCGUCGGUCGCGACGAAGAAGCCCAGAGAGCUUCUGCGCGAGGACAGCGAACCCACCUGCGAGUGCCUGGAGUCGGACAACGAGAGGCUGCAGGAAGCCAACGGGACUCUACGUAGGAAGCUGAGGGAGGCAGAGAGGGAGGUGGAGAUACUAAGGACCCUGCUCAAGAGGCACGCUCUCCACCCGGCGGAGGAGGAGGAAGAGGAGGAGGAGGAGGACUCCUCCUCCUAGACGCAACUGGGGAGAGCGCCGCUGCCCCCUGGUGGCAGCGCAGCCGUAAAGUUACUGGUGAUAAACAGUGAAAGCUACAGGUCUUGUGAAGUAGGAUGUGGAGGUGUUUUAAAGCUAGUCAAACGAGGGAAGCCGAUCGUUACGUCACCAAUAAGGAGGUCGAGAACCUUCUCGAGGAGCAUCGAUUUGUUUUGGAACCAGCGACAGUCCAUAGUGCCGAAAAACACAAUAACAAUGUGUUAUCUUUAACGAGGCUUCAAGGGAGCAUCAGACUCGACUCGUUUGCAAAAGAAUGGAAAGUGUUGCGAUGAGCAUUAAUCUCUUUUUUUUUUUAAGAGCUAGAAAGAGAGUUCGCUCUGUUAACGCUGAACACGGAAAAAUGUUGCGGUGAAGGAGGAUUUAAGAGUUAAAAAUAGGGCAUGAGACUAGAUAUUUAUAUUAAACAUGAAAUGGAAAUUCUGGAGAAAAAAAACAGACUUUUAAUGUGUUUAUCCCAAUUGCAACAUGAUUAUUAUUAUUAUCAUCAUCAUAAUUAUGACACACGAGUGGCCACUGAUUGAAGCAGCAGGAUGAAGGUUGGAGGCGUCAUAAGUGCAGAGCUAAUGUUGCUCUGCAUCAUAGUCCCUGUUCAUGUCGAUGCACGAGAUGUAGUCGGUGCUUCUGUUCAUAUUUAUUGUAUUUAACACUACAACAGUCAUGUCGGGAGUGACAGAAAUGGACAUUUUGUACAGCACAUUGGUACUUUCGUGAAGUAUUUAUGCUUGUGUGCGUGUGUUACUUUGCAUCAUAUUGAUUUGCAUUUGUUGUCGUUGUGCCAGCCGUGUCACCUGAUUGUUGUGUUAAACUGUGAGUCAAGCUACAGAUGGGUUUGUAAUGCGUGGAAUGUGCUGUAAAUACAAAGCAUACCACGGUCAUCUUAAUUAAGUUCAGGCUUAUUACUUUUCUCAGCAUUGUUGUUUUAUUGUGAUAAUAAAAUACUGUAUUAUAUAUAAAAAAUCAGUUGCAGCUGUACUCAGUUUCACCACUGGGGGGCACUAAAGCUUCAUGCUUUUUAUUCAGUGUGGUGCUUUUUGCCUUGUAUUGAGUUUUUUCAGACUCUCUGGGACUUGUUCUAUAAAUGUUGCACUCUAAUCUGCGUUUUACCUGGUAAACAUUAAUCAAAUUAAAGAGCCAAAAAAAAGGGAUGAUGUUCUUCACU